This is a messenger RNA of Pteronotus mesoamericanus, 9586 nucleotides long. It is a transcript of the gene TCP11L1, whose product is annotated as t-complex 11 like 1. Lineage: Eukaryota; Metazoa; Chordata; Mammalia; Chiroptera; Mormoopidae. Gene Ontology annotation, biological process: signal transduction. The coding region runs from base 231 to 1760 and encodes 509 amino acids. The transcript has 11 exons. The record is from RefSeq and is a predicted model, not a curated record.
GUGAACCGCGUGCCCGCCGCGCAUCGCUCCCCGCCUCCGCCGCGGCGCCGCCCCGCCUCAUUCCCCGCCCCAGCGGCAGCAGACGGAACGCCGAUUCUUCGGCAGAUAAUUACAUCAAGUGAUUCUUCUCUAAUGUGCAGAAAAGAGUCUGCCAAAUCUUCCCGAAGCAGUCGACAUUGUUUUGGGUCCCCGGAUUAUCUUCCAGGGAAUUGAAUAAAACUUAAUUGAGAAUGUCUGAAAACUUUGACAAAUCCAAUAUAAGUGAAGCAGGAAAAUCAAAAUCAAAUGAUUCUGAGCAAGGCCUUGAAGAUGCUGCAGAAGGUUCUGAUGAAGCUUUACAGAAAAAAAUAAAGUCGGGCUCUCCUAGCACCCAAAGAGUGCAAAGACCUCACUCAAGUCCUCCUCGUUUUGUGACAGUAGAAGAACUUCUGGAGACAGCAAAAGGAGUCACUAACAUGGUUCUAGCCCAUGAAAUUGUAGUAAAUGGAGACUUCCGGAUUAAACCUGUUGAAUUACCAGAAGACAGUUUGGAGAAGAGAGUAAAGGAGAUUGUACAUAAAGCUUUUUGGGAUUGCUUGAGUGUCCAGCUAAGUGAAGAUCCCCCAACAUAUGACCAUGCCAUUAAACUUGUUGGAGAGAUCAAAGAGACUCUCUUAUCUUUCUUGCUGCCUGGUCACACUAGACUGAGAAACCAGAUUACGGAAGUCUUGGAUCUGGAUCUGAUAAAGCAGGAGGCAGAGAAUGGGGCCCUAGACAUUUCCAAGCUGGCAGAAUUCGUUAUUGGCAUGAUGGGGACACUGUGUGCACCUGCCCGAGAUGAGGAAGUUAAGAAACUAAAGGACAUUAAGGAAAUAGUUCCACUUUUCAGGGCAAUUUUUUCUGUGUUAGACCUAAUGAAAGUGGACAUGGCGAACUUUGCUGUCAGUAGCAUUAGGCCACAUCUCAUGCAGCAGUCAGUUGAAUAUGAAAGGAGAAAGUUUCAGGAGCUUUUGGAGAAGCAGCCAAAUUCCCUGGACUUCGUCACCCAGUGGUUGGAAGAAGCCGCAGAUGACCUUAUGAAUCAGAGGUAUAAAAAUGCCCUGCCAGCUGGGGGAGGAGCCACUGGCUCUGGGGACGGUCUCCUGCCAAAUCCUGUCACUGUCCAGAAUUACGCCUACCUGAAGCUUCUGAAAUGGGACCGCCUCCAGAGACCUUUCCCUGAGACAGUUUUGAUGGACCAGUCUCGCUUCCAAGAGCUCCAGCUCCAGCUGGAGCAACUGACCACCCUGGGGGCCGUGUUGCUGGUCACAUUCAGCAUGGCAGCCUCAGGAAUUUCCAGCCAGGCCAACUUCGCUGAGAAACUCAAGAUGAUCGUGAAGAUCCUGCUGACAGAUAUGCAUCUGCCCUCCUUCCAUCUGAAGGAUGCCCUGACUACCAUUGGGGAGAAAGUCUGCCUGGAGGUGAGCAGCCGCCUUUCCCUGUGUGGGUUCACCCCCUUUACCACGGACCAGGAGACCGUGCUCAAGGGCCAGAUCCAGGCCGUGGCCAGUCCUGAUGACCCCAUCCGCAGGAUCAUGGAUUCCCGAAUUCUGGCCUUCUUAGAAACUUGCCUUGCCUCGGGUCAUCAGAAGCCGCUGCCCACAGUACCUGGGGGACUGGGUCCAGUCCAAAAAGAGCUGGAGGAAGUCGCUAUUAAAUUCGUUCGCCUGGUCAACUAUAACAAGAUGGUCUUCAGUCCCUACUAUGAUGCAAUCCUCAGUAAGAUCCUUGUUAGCUCCUAACCUGUAUGCUCCCUGCAGCAGCAGUAUUAUCUACUCCACUCAGAAUACCUGUUCUCAACUAUUAUGUUGCUUUGGAAAAUGGCUAUUUAGUACAUUUCUAUUUAAUAGCAUUGAUUCCAAAAGGAAGAAUAUUUAUUGUGCGUCAGUGUUGAAAAGACUUGUUGAAAAAUGCACUGAAUUCUAUUUUGAGGGUUUGUAUUUCUGAGUGCAAGUUUACAAAUCAAAGCAGCUUUUUGUUGUCUUGAGUUUCAUAGGUAGCACCCGGCUUUGGAAUGGUUGACUGCCGUGUGUCUCCGCCGGUCUCUGUCAUGGCUGGGGCUGCCUCUCCUGGGAGCCGGGGACCUGUCUUCUGUUAUCUGGGUAAUUUUUCUUUCAGACACCCACGAAUGGAAGAGAAUAAGCCAUGACCUUGUUUAGACUCUUGCCCCUCUGACACAGCUUCCCACCCCGCCUCCUUCCAGGCGUUUUGUGUUAGAAGGGCUAUAUAUAGUCUUACUGCCAACCCCCCACUGCCCCUAUUUAUUGCUUUUCCCCACCUGACUUAGCAGACCCCCAGGCCCUUUUGUUCUGGAGAAGAGUUACUUGAUUUUAAAAAGCUUAUUCUUUUAUACGAAAUUACUCUUGAGCCUGGAUGGUGCCAGUUAUGAUUUAUGGAAUCUAGAGAGAGGAAGUUCUUUGACUUUUAAGCUUUGAAAGUUGAGGAAAUAUAUAUAUUUUUAAAUAUGUGUUAAUGUACUAUAAAAGGAAAUAAAUGUCUGGAGUUUUUACUGAAAAGUCACUGUGAUACAAUGCACAGAUGUAGUGACUGGAUUAGAAUUCCAGAAUUAGAGUUAAGUGUUUUCAGAUAAAAAUAGUAUGGACUCAUUUACUUCUUUGAUAAGGAAGUCAUAUAGAAAUCCCUGGGUAUUGAGCAGUAUUUUUUAAGGAACUUCAGUGUCCAGAAUUCCUGGCAUAUUUUGUGAUGAAAAGAGGAGUUUGGGUCUCAUAGAUGACCUGUUCUAUUAAAAAGUAAAAUGCGUCCAUGUGCAUGUGUAUUUCAAACAGAGACAUUGUAGUAGAAGCAGAGCCAUGAAGUUGUUGGAGUGGCCCCCAACUGCCAUAACAGCAGGGGAUGAAAUAAUGCAAGGAAUCCCUUUAUUAAAGGCAAUGAGGACAGAGAUCGAAGAUGGUGGCAGAGUAGGUGAAAGUGACAGUCACCUCCUCCUGGGACCAAACCAGAAUUACAACUAAAUUAUAGAACAGUCAUCCUGAAUAAACAACUAAAGACUAGCUGAAGGAAGUCUUAUACCAAGGAUUUACAGAAGAAUCCACGUUGGGACUGGUAGGGAGGGCGGAGACACAAAAGGGGCUGGCCCCACUUCCACAGUGGCAGCUGAGGUUCCAGAGGGAUAUCUCAGUUGCAAGGGCAGGGGUUCUCCCUAAGGAGUGUGGGGUCUAUACCCCAAGCUGUGCUCCCCAGCUUGGGACACCAGAGCCGGGAAGAGGUGCCCACAUAACAUCUGGUGUGGAAAGCUGCAGGGUUUCUGUCCGCCAGCGAAACUGGAGGCUGCAAGAGGCACAGGCACCCUCUUAAAGAGCCAACACAUAAAAUUUCCUUUGCAGCCACUCACCCUGGGCUCUGGCAGAGGGAGGGCAGAGUUGACUGAAGUUGCAUGAGGAGAGUCUGGGGUUUGUGGCUCUAGGGAGGGAGCUGAAAAGAUAGCUGCCAGGGUCCCUGUGCUGAAUCAUUUCCCAUACUUCCUCGAGUGGAACACUUCCCUCCCUGUGUCAUCAGCCUGUGGGAAAGCAAUAGCCCUGUCCUUUAAACUCCCUCUCACCCCAGCCUGUGGAGCUUACGCCCUGCUGAGGAGUACAGCCAGAGACCCUUUCAGUGACUGAGCCUAACAGGAAGCCAUGAGGUGGAGGCAGAUCAUCCAGUGCCUUGGGACUUUCGCCGGCUUGCCCCCGGGCCCGGUGCUGGUAAAAGCCAGCUUUAGUGCACAGUUUGGUCUUUCCCACUUGUACCCAGGCCCAGCAGAGGCAGCCACAAACUGUAGAUCGCUUGUAACUUCAAACAGAUUGUUGAAGGCCAGUCACAGGCAGCGUAUUAUAUUGGCUUGCACCAGAGUCCCUUCCAAGAGGUCCAGAACUAACACCCAUUGACCAGCUUCAGUCAACAUCAGAGCAGGAUCCAAUAAGCUUAACAGGUGGUAUGUCCAAAGGGAGAUCUUGGUAGGCGCCAAACCCUGUGGAGGUGAAUUAUGCUUCGUGUGGUCAGCAAUUGCACAGGAGCCCACAUGUCAUGGUUGGGUUUGAGCCUCACGGUCAGCCAGCCUGAGGGUCAGUCCCAUGCACAAAUGGACUAAUAGCAAUCAAGACUCAAUUGUGUUCUGGCCGUUGUGGCUCAGUUGGUUGGGUGUCCUGCAAGCCAAAAGGUUGCUGGUUCAGUUCCUGGUCAGGCCACGUGCCUGGGUUGUAGGUUAAGUCCCUGGUCCAGACGUGUGCAAGAGGCGACUGAUCAAAGCUCCUCUCUCAUAUCAAUGUUCCACUCCUUUUUCUCCCUGACUUCCCCUCGUCUAGAUUCAACACAGGGAAAAAUUUUUUUGAAAAAGACUCAAUUAGGACAGGAUGGCCCACAUAAGCUACACAAGGGACAUUCCUGGAGCACCCAGCUCAGGUGAUCAAGAAUACUGCACCACUGGACCCCACAGGACACCUACUACAUAAGGCCACUCCACAGAGACUGGGAGUGAUAGCAGAUCUAUCUAAGACAUAGUAAGAAACACAAAGAGGCAGUCGAAAUGGGGAGACAAAGAGACCCUAAAUGGAAGAAGAGGAGAAAUCUCCAAAAAAGAACUAAAUGAAAUGGAGGCAAGUAACUUAUCAGAUUUAGAGUUGAAAAUAAUGGUUAAGACUGCUCAACAGCAUGAAAAAGGACCAGUCAGAAGUGAAGAAUACAGUAUCUGAAAUGAAGAAUACACUGGAAGGGUUAAACAGUAAGUUGGUUGAGGCAGAGAAUCAAAUCAGCUAUUUGGAAGACAAGGUAGAAAAAAACAUAGCAAAAAAAUUUUUUUAAAUGAGGUGAGUAACAAUAUCUUCAUCAUGGAAAUAACAGAGGGAGAAGAGAGAAAGCAAGGGAUUGAGAACCUAUUUGAAGAGAUAAUGACUAAAAGCUUCCCUACCCUGGUGAAGGAAUAAGACACAUAAGUCCAGGAAGCACAGUCCCAAACAAGAUGGACCCAAAGAGGCCUACACCAAGACACAUCAUAAUUAAAAUGGCAAAGGUUAAAGACAAGUAACUUAAAAGCCACAAGAGAAAGACAGUUACCUACAAGGGAAUCUCCCAUAACACUGUCAGCUGGUUUCUCAAUAGAAAUAUUUCAGGCCAGAAAGGUUUGGCAUGAAAUAUUCAAAGCACUGAAAAGAAAGAACAUACAACCAAGACUACUUUACCCAGCAAGGUUAUCAUUUAGAAUUGAAGGAGAAAUAAAAAGCUUGUUAUCACCUAGCCAGUAUUACAAGAUGUUAAAGGGCCUCUUUGGGGAAGGAUAAAGAGAAGAAAACAAACAAACAGGAGCAUAGUUAAAAAAAUAAAAUGGCACUAAAUACACACCUAUCAAUAAUCACUUUAAAUGGCUUAAAUGCUCUGCUCAAGAUAUACAUAUACAUAUAUAUAUACGUAUAUAUACAUAUAUAUAUAUAUAUAUAUGUUGUCUAUAAGUGACCCACCUCAAAACAAAAGAUACACACAGACUAAAAGUAAAGGGAUAGAAAAAGAUAUUUCAUGUGAAUGGAAAUGAAAAAAAGUUGGGGUGUCAAUGCUUAUAUCUGACUAAAUAGACUUUAAAACCAAGGCUAUCGUAAGAGACAAAGAAGGACGCUACAUAAUGAUAAAGGGAACAAUCCAACAAGAGGAUAUAUAACCCUAGUAAACAUUUUUGCACUCAACAUAGGAGCACCUAAAUGUAUAAAGCAAAUCUUGAUGGACAUAAAGGGAGAGAUUGACAGUAACACAGUGAUAAUAGGGGAUUUUAACACCCCACUGACAUCAAUGAAUAGAGCUUCCAGACAGAAGAUCAACAAGGAAAUAGCAGCCUAAAUGACACACUAAAUCGGAUGGAUUUAACUGAUACCUUCAGAGCAUUUCAUCCCAAAGCAGCAGAAAAUACAUUCUUUUCAAGUGCACAUGGAAUGUUUUCUGGGAUAGACCAUGUUAGGACAAACAAGUUACAAUAUAUUUAAGUAGCUUGAAAUUAUAUUAAGUAUCUUCUCUGACCAUAAUGGCAUGAAACUAUAAAUUAAUCCCUGCCAAAAGAACUGAAAAUCCAUAAAGACAAAAACUAAAUAACAUUAAACAAUGAAUGGGUUAACAAUGAGAUGAAGGAUGAUAUUAAAAGAUACCUUGAAACAGGCAGUGAGGGGUGGUGUGGAUUAAGGGACAGGGUUGGAAGUGGCUAGAGAACACUGACCACGUGUCCAACCUUUUGGCAUCUCUGGGCCGCAAUGGAAGAAGACGAGUUGUUUUGGGCCACACAUUAAAUACAUUGCAACACGUAAUAACAAAAAAAUCUCAACGUUUAAAGUAAAUUUACAAUUUUGAGUUGGACCACAUUCACAGCCAUCCUGGGCUGCAUGCUGCCCAUGGGCCACAGGUUGGACACCCCUGCCAAAGACUGUGUAGUGAUACCAUGUGUCAGAGGCUUGAAGGGUUAUAUUGUGGGGGAAUGCAAUUUCUCCAAAUACACGUCACACAUUUUGCUUGUUUUUGUUUUGUUAUUGCAGUCAGAGAUGUAUGCUGCAUUAUGUGGUCAGAAGUCAUAUUCUUAAAGUUUAGACUCAAGACCCUGGAAAGGGAUCAAAGUUCAGUAAGUAGAACUUUUAAAGACCAAAAUCACAUCUUUUCUAGUGUAUUCAAUGGGGUCACUUCUGGAAUUGGUUCUGUAGUGAAGGUUGCACCACGGCAGCUGUGCUGCUUAUGGGCUGUAUGAUGUUAGCUUUCAAGCCUGAGCACCCAGGGGCGGUGCUCCUUUGCCAGCCUCAGCCUCCUGAGUGUUUGAGGUUUUAUUCCCUCCCCCUGCAAGAAUGAAGGAGAGGAAGCUGACCACGCAUACACUUCCUAUAGUUAUUCUUUCUAAAUCUCAACAAUUCUUUUUGCCUUCUUUUGUAUGAGUUAACUCACAAGAUUUGUUUUCCCUCUUAAGUUCCUAAAUUGAUAAAGUUAAAUUUGCUUGAAAUCUUAAUGCACAUUAUAUAACAGGGAGCUUCACAGACUCUCUGACCACCCCCGCCCCUCCCUCUCUCUUUUCACUGAUGUUCUUUCUACAAGUGGCAAAAGCCAAGUGUGAAGGAGGCAAAGUUCAGAAACACAGUAUUUAUAUUGAAUUGUUUUAUUGUUGCUUUGUGAAGACAAGUGAGCUAAUUUUCUUCCUGGGAUCUUAUAGGGUUAUCACCGAGGGCCAGGGAAAUUCACUUAGUUCAUUGAGUCACUCAGGAAAUGUUUGUUAAGUGUCUACAUGUGACUCCUCUCCAGCUCUCCCUCCAAGACAAAAUAUCCUAUGGCAUAUAAAUUAUCCUUCAGAAUGAAAUUAGUUCUAUUUACUACACAUAGAUUGGACUUGACAUGAUUUCCUGCCUAACAGGUUUGCGGAAACAUUGUCAGAACCACACAGAUAGGAUGUCUUACCAAUUAAAUGCAGUCGACAGAUGUGUAAGGACUUUUUUCUCUGUGAAGAAAAGUUACUAAUAAGUUUGACGUAUUAGACAUGUAAGAAGCAGGUACUGUCUGACAAUUCUAAAGGGACCAUUCAGCAAGUCUGUUUUUGUGGCAGUGCUUACUUUCAUUUCUCCAAGCCUUCAAGUUCCUGGGAAUAGAGAGGGCCACUGCCCCAGCUUUCUGGAUGAAUUUCAAAGGGAAUAGGUGUUUGCGGUUUCAUUUCCAGUGACUUUUUGGCAUGCCCUGACUUGUGUGUAUGACAUUUGCAUUUUUUAAUUUUGAGGCAGGACAGUCAAGUGGAAAGAUGGGAACUGUCAAGAAACCAGUGUUCUGAUCCCAUUGCUGUUAUGUCCCAGCUGGCGCAAAUCGGGACCCAUUGUCAACACCUGUAAAGUACAAGCACUAGGCUUGACUUUUCCAGGUCUGACGUUCUGUGACACAACUGACUUGAGUAACUUAAUAGACUGCAGUGGGACUGGGCACAAAGCUCCUGAUUUAGAAAAAGGUCUAGGUUUGAGUCUUUCCUCUGUUGCCUUCUUACUGGUUUCGUGAUAUUGGCCAGUCUUUUAGGGACUCAGAAUUUUCAUCUGUAAAAUGGCAACGUUUACCAACUCACUCUUCCUGUGUGCAUUAAAUUUGAUAAUGGAUGUUAGAAUGCUUUGUACAUGGAAAAGGACUAAAAAUUGCUUUACUAACAACGGAGAGCAUAUAACGCUCUACCUGUAGGUGCACAUCUGUUAGUGGGAUAGAUUCAACUGUUGGUACUCAACCUGCCUUCGGUCAAGCCUAUUUCAUAGGCCUACAGGGAAAGUUUUCCUCCUUGCCUGUCCCAAGACUUGCUUUCUUCCACCAUCUCUUCUGUACUAGAGCUGCAGUCUUACCUUUUCUUAUCUCCCAUCAUCCACUUUCACUUGUGAUUCCUCCCCAUCUCCCCUCUAUAUUCUUAUUUGAAGAAAUGAAUGAAUGACAGUCAUAGUGGAUGAUGGACUAUGACACUCAUUUAAAGGCAUUAUCUCAUUGAAAAUAUAACCUAAAUAAAGAACUAUAAUAUGGUUGCAGUUGUGAAUUUAAAUUGCAUUUUCUAUUAUAUAACUAUUUCUAAUAGAUAGCCUUUUAUUCAUAGUAUUUAAAGCAACUUGAUCGGAUAGGGAAGGGGAAAGCCUUUGAACCCAAUAAACUCUAUUAACCUAGUAAAUGUUCAUUGAUACUUGCAGAAAUAGCUGGAGUCGUAGAAAAUAAGCAUCAGAAACUUUGACAGGCACAAUUUUACUUAAAACUGCCCCUAGUAUGAGUUUCUAUUACAUCUGAUUAUAUUGCCUUGUGAACCUAAGAACUAGAGCUAAUCUAUAGUAUAGGCUCAGUCUGGUGGAGUUUCAUUUAGUUUUGAAAUCAGACGUGUUUGGAGUUAGGAGCAAUAGUCAGAUUUCACCAUAUUUAGGUUUGUCUUAUCUGAACUAAACAUUGAGAACCUCCUUUAAGUGCAACUUCUAGCUUAAAAGCAACCUUAAAAUUGAAGUAACACCCCUCUUCUAUUUUCCCCAUUCUCAUUCACGUUGCCUCUGCUUUUUUUUCGUAAAACCACCUCUGCUUUUAAAAGCACUGUCGUCUUUAUGCUCAAGAGUAGAACUUUAGUGAGGGGUCAUCAGACAGGGAAGAAAAUUUUAGUAAACUGCUGAAUUGUUUUUCUUGACUUUUAUUCCCUAUACUUGCUGACACUUGUUGAAUAUUUAAGAUUUUACUUAAAUCAGUAACAUGGUACCCGAGUUUUGUUCUUGGUGUGAAUUAUCUUUCAAGACUCAUGAAAUUUUUAUUUAAAAAACAUAAUUUUACUUGCUGAAUGUCACAGUCAAGGAAGAACUACCAACUUUAAUGAAGUUUAUUUUGGGAAUUGAAGUAUAAAAAAACAAAAUCUAGGAACAUGAUUAUUAUACUUUUACUACUGUGUAAAUGAACUCUUAGUUUUACUUAUUAAGGCUGAUGGAGGGUUAUAAAAUUACCAAAUAAAUUUGUAAUUAUUGACCAAGCUCAGAAUGCUGUGUAUUUUCUUUCUUUUCCAGUAGUACAAUUUGGUUGUUGUUUUACAUUUACCAGGUAGUUAGGACCUUUUACUGUACUAAGUGUGGUAACACAGGCA